This is a messenger RNA of Durio zibethinus, 1346 nucleotides long. RefSeq names its product MYB-like transcription factor ODO1. The record is from RefSeq and is a predicted model, not a curated record. Lineage: Eukaryota; Viridiplantae; Streptophyta; Magnoliopsida; Malvales; Malvaceae.
UCAGCCUCUGAAAGCUGAUCAAGGACUUUGUAUAAAGGUGGGUGUGGGGCUUUUGGGUCUUUACAGGUACAGAAUUGGUGAGAUUAAUUACUUGUUAUUAGUGUUUGUUUGUGUUUAGUUGGACUAAGAUAUGGGUAGGCAGCCUUGCUGUGACAAACUGGGUGUGAAAAGAGGGCCAUGGACGGCUGAGGAAGACAAGAAACUCAUCAACUUUCUUCUCACCAAUGGCCAAUGUUGCUGGCGGGCUGUUCCUAAGCUUGCUGGCCUCCGCCGCUGUGGCAAGAGCUGCCGGCUUCGAUGGACUAAUUAUCUUCGGCCUGAUUUGAAGAGAGGUCUUCUUUCUGAGGCUGAAGAACAGUUGGUUAUUGACCUUCAUGCCCGUCUUGGCAAUAGGUGGUCAAAGAUUGCGGCCAGGUUGCCAGGCAGAACUGAUAAUGAGAUCAAGAAUCACUGGAACACCCACAUCAAGAAAAAGCUUCUCAAAAUGGGAAUUGAUCCUGUUACUCAUGAGCCCUUGAACAAAGAAUUAGCUAAGGCUGAAGAAAUUUCUUCUCAUGCUAAUAAUUCUGCAGAUAAUCAUAUAACAGAAAAUGAUGGCAUCGCCAAUUCAUCAGAGGAUAAUUCGAGUACACAAACUGAGAAUUGCUCUAGUACUGAUGACUCCAACUUGAUAGACAGCAUUUGCAACGAUGAUUCUUUAUUGACUAGCUUAUGGAUGGAUGAACCAGCUCCCCUGGUCGAUGCUUCAUGGAACGGUAUACCAGCGGAAGAAACUUGUAAUGGCACAAGCUUGCCAUCUUGGGAGGAGAACUGUGCAUGGUUGCUGGAUUGCCAGGAUUUUGGUAUUCAUGACUUUGGAUUCGAUUGCAUAAACGACAUAGAAUUAAACUCGUUAGAGAUGGGCAACAAAACAGUAGCCUGAUGCACCAUAGUUGAAGCUGUGAGUAAAAUAUCAAAAUUAAUUACUUAAAGCUUCAAAUUAAGGUGCAUAUGUUACCAAAAGUUUAAUGUCCAGUUGAUUUCAAGUCUUCAGUGUUGAUUUAAUCUUCCUGUACUUCGUAAUAUUGUUGGAAGGUCGAAGGUAAACCUCGCUUCUUCAGAGGUUUCUCACCUACCAAUUUAAAAGUGACACCAACCCUCACAUCCUCAAGGUGUGAUAUUUCUUGAUGCCUUGCAAAUAUUUUAAUCUUUCUUCUGUAAAAUACAGGGAAACAAUUAUUAUUCAGCCAAAUAGGGACACAAUGGGCAUGAUAAAAGUGGUAGUGGCUUUUGUGAACGUCAAACCUCUUGUAUAUAUUUAAUAUUUAUAUUUAUAUAUGAAAAUAAAGGCAAAAAGAACGGUUACU